Messenger RNA from Lactuca virosa, 387 nucleotides. The record is from the annotation of a GenBank genome assembly. NCBI's taxonomy places the organism in Eukaryota, Viridiplantae, Streptophyta, Magnoliopsida, Asterales, Asteraceae.
AUGCGUUGGGGAUUUGAUUUGCACCAAAAUAUAUACUCCACGGCGUCGCUACGGGAGGCGUUUCCAUCUUCGAGAACCUUCUUCUCCUACAAACCCUACCGGAAAACGCAGAAGCUUAAGAGAAAAAAAAGGGGGUUAGAUCUCAAUCAUCGUAUCAUUUCACUAAUAAUCGCCAAAUCACACAAAUCUCAAAUCCUAGGCGGAGGCAUGGGAAUCAUAAGAAGCUCUUUUCCAUUCAUGCUAGGAACAGUGUGUGGCGUAUACAUUGCUCAGAACUACAACGUUCCAAAUAUCAACAAGCUCGCAGAUUGCGCUGUUUCAAUGGCGAAGCAAAUGGAGCAAAGGUAUCGCAAACCUAAGAAACCCGACGACGACGACAACUUUUAG